AUGGAUGGCUCUAAGCUGCUCAUUUUUACUGAUACUAAAAGAGGAGCUGAUGACCUCACGAGGACGCUGAGGAUGGACGGUUGGCCAGCCCUGUGCAUUCAUGGUGACAAGAAGCAAGAGGAAAGAGAUUGGGUACUUCAUGAGUUCAAGUCGGGUAAGAGCCCUAUUAUGAUUGCUACUGAUGUAGCUAGUCGUGGAUUGGACGUUAAAGACAUACGCCAUGUUGUCAACUAUGACUUCCCGGGUCAGAUCGAAGACUAUGUGCAUAGGAUAGGCCGUACGGGAAGAGCGGGGUGUAAGGGGAAUGCUUAUACGUUCUUCACUGCUGAUAAGAUUAAGAUGGCCAGAGGCCUAGUUCAAAUCCUACGCGAGGCGAAUCAAACGGUAUCGCCCGAACUGGAACGCCUGUCAAUGACGGUUGGAGGCUUCGGUGGUGGAGGCGGCGGCGGCGGCGGUCGUUGGGGAGGAGUUAUCGUCGCUACUAGGACGUUGGUAAAAUAA
This is a messenger RNA of Perkinsus marinus ATCC 50983, 501 nucleotides long. Its product is annotated as DEAD box ATP-dependent RNA helicase, putative. The record is from RefSeq and is a predicted model, not a curated record. Bases 1 to 501 code for a protein of 166 amino acids. Gene Ontology annotation, cellular component: cytoplasm; nucleus; ribonucleoprotein complex. Gene Ontology annotation, biological process: rRNA processing. The transcript has 6 exons. Gene Ontology annotation, molecular function: RNA helicase activity; RNA binding. NCBI's taxonomy places the organism in Eukaryota, Perkinsozoa, Perkinsida, Perkinsidae.